Messenger RNA from Etheostoma cragini (Arkansas darter), 5489 nucleotides. RefSeq names its product TAR (HIV-1) RNA binding protein 1 (gene tarbp1). Gene Ontology annotation, molecular function: RNA binding; tRNA (guanine) methyltransferase activity. NCBI's taxonomy places the organism in Eukaryota, Metazoa, Chordata, Actinopteri, Perciformes, Percidae. The transcript is spliced from 29 exons. Gene Ontology annotation, biological process: tRNA methylation. The record is from RefSeq and is a predicted model, not a curated record. The coding region runs from base 139 to 4986 and encodes 1615 amino acids.
UUACGUUUGCGGAAGUUUACAUUCAGUUUAGAAAAACGUGUUGCUACCUUGCUUUAACUGUGUAUGGUUGUGGUGAAAAGCGCCGGUUGCGGGGUAUCUUUAGCUUGCUUGUUCCUGGCAGUGUAGCAGCUUUCUACGAUGUAUUCCGUUUUAAUUAACGCGGUCUUGUCCAGCUCUCCUGACUACGACCUUUUGUUUGAGUCUCUAACCUGGCCGAGCGACUCAUGGCCGGGGACGGAGCGAGUGGAGGCGCUGACAGCUUUCAUUGAAGCACUCGGACCACUUUUGGCUGACUCGGACAGGACUCUGUUUUCAGCUGCGAAAAGACAAUGUAUUAAAGAUAAAAUCGACUCGGUGAUUUGGACCCAGUCUCUACCACUUCUCUCCAGAAUAUCAGCAGACGGCGGUGAAGGCAUGCGGUGCAGGGAGAGCACCGCUGCCGCCUGCAGACUUCUGAGUGUCUGUGUCCCGCUAUGUGACGAGGCUGUGCCGGGGCGAGUAGCGCUGGCUGUCCUGCCCUCGCUCCAGCUGUCAGAGGAGGAGGGGCCGGCUCCGGGACGACUCAGUGUGGAGGUAGCUAAUGAAGUCAUGGCUGCUCUUCUACCGUUUCUGGAUGAACAGUGCACGUUUACCACCCUGUCCGCUGCCUUGUCCUGCAUCAAAACACUCCCUGAUGCAUUGGUCUCAAAAAUCACAGUCAGACUUCUGUUAACAGUUCUGAACUGCUGCAGCGGUGCCAGGUUAACAGGCAUCCUCGAGUUGAUCCUGGAUGAUCUGUGCAUCUGGCACUCCACUGACCGCACACCUGUGGUCACAGAGCGGGCACUGCUGUGUUUGACCGUCCUGUCAGACCACUUGCUGAAACCUCACAGCCUCCCUUUCUCCUCCUCCACCUCCUGUGAGCCUGACCCUCGUCUGUCCCUCCAGUUCUGGAGGAUGGUUCAGGAUGGACUGACGCACAGGGACAGUGUGUCUCGUAAAAGGGCGUUGUACCUGCUGAAAAUGUGCGUGGCCCUAUCAGAGGAGGAGGGGGUGGACUGUCCUCUCUCUUCAUCAGAAGCAGAUGACAUCUUGUUCAAAUGGGCCUCAAACAGGAGCAAGUUACUCAGAGAGUUCUGGGAGGAUUACGCGCUGGUGAUGGAGACCCUGGAGGAAAACCAGAUUCAUGUCGUCCGGCCAGUUCUAAACCGAAUAGACUCGCUGAUCCAAACAACAGUGAAUGAUAGUCAAGAUCAAGGCUGCUUCCACCCCUCCUGGCUGCUGUGUGUGUACCAGCGGAUGUUCCACAGUGAGAAUAAAUCCUUAAUGAGAGAGGGAGUGUGUCAUCUGCUCGAGCUGCGUGUCCUCCAGCAGCCAGGCUUUGCGUUGGCCUUUUCGGAGUUCAUCGUCGGCCCUUUUAUGGAUGUUCUGUCUGAAACGUCGCUCUUCCACAAGUCAGUUGAGCAGAGAGUAGGAGAUUGUCCUGAGCUUGGGGCUAAACUCCAAGUCUUCAUUACCACCUUCUUCAGCAACCUACCAUCAGAGCAUAGAGGCCAUAUGUUGCUGCAGAUGAUUCAGCAGCUGUGCUCUAAGCACUGGUGUGCGGCACCCCUUCUCUUCCUCUCCCAGGCUCUAUCCAAUCUCCCCCCGAACCCUCUGCUGGGGAUCGAGGGGCUCACUGCUCUCAGGGAGGUGCUGCGCUGCACCAUGAUCACUCAUCAAGUCCUUCUGAGAGGCGCUGCUCAGUGCUUCCUGCUAAAUAGUGCCCUCUGUCUCACGGAAGUGAGCACAGUGACCCUUGAUGAUGUUUUUAGUUUCCUGAUACAUUUUCGUGCAGAUGAGUCGCUGUGUAGAGGGACAAAGAUUUGGAAUCAGUUGUGUGUCUGGCUGUUGGACAAUGAAGGCUGUUUCAAGCCCAGGAUUAUGGAUGGAGAUUGCACUGGUGCUGCCAUAAAGGAAGAAACUGUAAGAGGCUAUGUUCAAAGCGAAAUGCUCGCCUAUCUCCGAGUCCCAGCCAGCACAGGUCACACUGAGAAGUUGCCUGACUCCAGAGAAGCCGACAAGUUGGCCAGGGCCAUUCUGCUGUGUGUGGACAUGGAGAGGAACCAACUCGCGGCAGAGAUCACUAACUCUCUGGAGUCGUUACUGUCUCCGCUGCUGGACACCCUGAGCCGAGUCAACACCAACAUCUACUUGCCUCUGCGUAAGAGCGACAAGAGCCUGCAGCUCGUGCUCCGACUGUUCCAGCUUGGAGGAACACCAAGCCGCCAGCAGGUUGGAGAGGAGCAAGUGAACACCGUGAUGGUUGCCAUGGAAAGGUUCAUUUUUAAAGUUGUCGAUCCAAUCCAGGAGUUUAUCUUAAGGCAGCUACUUGGGGAGCUGCAAGAGCUGUUCGAUGUGGAGCGGGCAGAGCUGUAUCUGUGUGUCCUGAGACAGCUGGUGAUCAUGUACAGUUCUACACCACAGCACCGAACUAAAAUUCAGCAGACCUAUUUCCCUAAACUCAUCAGGCACAGCCUCAAGGUCCUGCAAGAACCAAGCCAGCAGAUCCUCUCUGUGGCAAACCAGGUGGCUAGAGCGGUUGCUAUGGCAUCCCUGGCUACAGUAUGUGCUCUUGUGGAGCAGAAGGGGAUUGACGUGCGAUCGGAGACCAUUUCUGUUUUGAAAUCAGUGAAUGACUACUUCUUCAAUCCAGUGUCAUCUUCAAUCAAUAAAAACCUGCAAAAACCCCAGACAGCAGAUGGUUCAUGUGAUGUAGGAGUACAAGGUCGUCUGCUGCAGGACUGGGGACGCAUCGCUGCCAAUUUUAUGCGGGACCAGUGGAUUUGUUUGAGCUCUCUGAUUAAGACUAUUGGGAUUCCUGAGUCUGGCGAGAUUUCCAGAGCGCCUGACGCUCUCAAGGCUGCUCUGAGCUGCAGUGUGGAGGCCCUGGCUCUGCUGCCCAGUGACCUGGUGCUGCCUGUGCUCACCUUUAUGGAGACAGUGCUGCCACAAGUACUACUUUAUGACGAGGCUCUGUGUGCCGAGGCUGUGACUCUGAGCUGGGAGAUGGUGCAGGGGCUGAGCACUAACGCCCACGACUUCUGGCCGUCUCUGAAAGGCUUCGUCUCCAUGGCCUUCCACCAUAAACUGCUGGAGCUGUCAGAUAGUUCUGCUCCAACACUUCUGGCCACCUUGAAACUGAUUGCCACUGAGCUGAUGGUGCUGUCUCAGUCAAAGAGCGGAGUGUUUGGCGUGCUGCUUCCACACUGCUGUGAGACGUGGCUGCCCACGGACCGAGGCAGCAGCGACACCAUGUUUUCUAGUGUUUUCAGCCACAUCAACAUACUCACUGAGGCUUGUGUCUAUGGACCAGUGUUCAGGAGAGAUCAACGCCUUAUCCAGGAUGUCCAAGCAUAUGUGGAGCAACUUGGGGAAGAGUGUGCGGCCAAUGUUGCAGUUACAAGUGAUAACCGGGAUGACCAGUUGCCCCGCACAUGUGUACUGGCCUUUCUUAGCCGCCUGGAUCCCUCUAAUCUGCAGCAUGAAAGACUAAUAGAAGAACUAGUCAUGGAUUUGCUGAAAAAGGAUAAUGACAUAUCAAAGUCAAAAGUGCGUUACUAUAGCAACUCCCUGCAGCAUCGUGUCAAAAACAGAGUAUGGCAAACACUGCUGCUGUUGCUGCCCAAAAUGAGAGAGAAGUUUGUCACCACUGUGCUAAACUGUGUGUUUGAAGCUGGAUUUUGCAGUAACCAUGCCUCAGUCAAGUACCUGAUCGAGUGGAUGAUGAUUCUGAUCCUCAUACGCUAUCCACAACACAUGGACAGCUUUUGGGCCUGCUUCAACAGGGAUCAUGAAAAGACCAAGACAAGCAUCUGCACCUUUCUGUCAGUCCUGGUACAUUUCAAUGUCAUCGUUCCUAAUCUUAAGGAUAAGGAUGUGCAUAUUCGUAAAGCACUGGACAUCAUCCUGCAGUGGUGUUUCAACCAUAACUUCAGUGUGCGCCUGUAUGCAUUACUGGCCCUAAAGAGGGUGUGGAGCUUGGCUGGGGUCCGGGCAGAGGAAGGGGCUGAGAGUUUCGGAGGGCUGUCCACUGUGAUCAAAGCCUGUCUGAGCCAGGCUGAGGCCAUGCAGAACACCGGAAAUGCCAACAAGAACUGGACGAGGAUUCAGGAGCACUUCUUUUUUGGUGCCUUUCAUCCUAUCAGGGAUUACAGUGCUGAGACCAUAUUCUAUACGUUCCCUAGUCUGUCCGAGUUGGCUGAUGAGGAAUGGAUUCCACCCUCUAAGUUUGAGAAACUGUGUUGUUUUUGUGAAAGUCCAUCUUUUCCUUUGAGAAAUCCUGCUCCUGACCUGAGUCAGCUCCAGCCUGGAGACUGGAUUCAGCAAGACAAAGGCGAGCAGAAUAAAGAGGAGCGCUGGGCCGAGGUGCAGAAGAAGAUCACUCCCUGGAGGUUGGGGAUCCAGGAGCAGGAGCCCGAACUUCAGCUUGUUCCACAACAGAGGGCAGCUCGGCUGACCAAACAGCAUGGUGCCCUGCUGGUGGUAGCCUCGCUUAUAGACAAGCCCACAAAUCUAGGAGGUCUGUGCAGGACCUGUGAGAUCUUUGGUGCCAGCACUCUGGUUCUGGAUAGCCUUCGCCACAUCAGUGACAAACACUUUCAGUCCCUGAGUGUCUCAUCUGAGCUCUGGCUUCCUCUGUUAGAGGUGAAGCCAAUGGAGCUCACUGACUUCCUGCAGGUAAAGAAGAGUGAAGGUUACUGUAUUGUUGGAGUGGAGCAGACGGCCAACAGUCAAAGCCUCCAGGACUACCAGUUCCCUGAGAAGACCCUGCUACUUCUGGGCAACGAACGAGAAGGUAUCCCAGCCAAUUUACUCCAAAUGUUUGAUGUGUGUGUGGAGAUCCCUCAACAAGGGGUCACCCGUUCACUAAACGUGCAUGUUAGCGCCGCCCUGCUGAUUUGGGAAUAUACACGGCAACAUCUCACCUCUGGCUCAAGAAAGGUCAACUCCAAACCUGAAAUCUGAAGAAGGAGCCAGCAGUGCAGCCCUAUGGCGGUGACAUCUGACCUCCAAAUGUUGAGCUAACUCGCUCCUGUCUGGCAGCAAGUGUUAAAAAGCCUCUUGGGGAACAUGAAGACGCUCCAUACAGUUAACGCCAGGACAUGUUCUAGAUAAGACUUCUUUAUUCUUUUAGUUUUUAACGUGGUCAGCAGUCAUCAGUGCUGCCCUUGAGCCUUAAUUAGAGUUAUGAAUAGAGAUCGGCUCUGGUUAUCGCAUCGAAAUAUUCCACAGGGCAUGCUUUUAUAUUAAUGGACACCAUCUCUGUGUUGGCACAGCUGAAGCAUUAAUGGAAAUAUUUCCCUUUUGAGGAAGAAGUGUCUUGUAUAUGUGAGCAAUUAGUUUUUUUUCCCCCUCAUAACCUCCAGGACUGGACUAUAAUGACCACACCCAGAAAUGAUUUUACAUAAUGUAUAAAUGCUGCUUAUCUUACAGCAUAAUUGUGUUCUAAAUGUUUUUAUUGUAGUUUG